Messenger RNA from Phalaenopsis equestris, 1637 nucleotides. RefSeq names its product tyrosine decarboxylase 1-like. The record is from RefSeq and is a predicted model, not a curated record. Gene Ontology annotation, biological process: amino acid metabolic process. Gene Ontology annotation, molecular function: carboxy-lyase activity; pyridoxal phosphate binding. Lineage: Eukaryota; Viridiplantae; Streptophyta; Magnoliopsida; Asparagales; Orchidaceae.
AAGGAAACCAAGAAAAAAUUCGAUCUUGUCCCCUUUCCAUUUCCCCAGAGCUUCGGAAAAUGGGCAGUCUUCCCACCGAACCAUUCCUGCCACUAGACCCUGACCACUUCACCACAGAAUCCAAAGCCGUCGUCGACUUCAUCGCCGACUACUACCGCCAAAUAGAACUCUUCCCUGUUCUCAGCCAAGUAAAGCCGGGCUAUCUCCAUGACCGCAUUCCAAACACACCCCCAAUUCUCUCCGAACCCAUCACCACAAUCCUCCACGACAUCAAAACAGUCAUCUUUCCCGGACUAACCCACUGGCAAAGCACCAAUUUUUAUGGCUACUUCCAAGCCAAUGUCAGCACUCCCGGUUUCGCCUGAGAGAUGCUCUGUUCCGGCCUCAACGUCGUCGGCUUCACCUGGAUCGCUUCCCCUGCCGCUACUGAACUCGAAACCAUCGUCAUGGACUGGAUGGCCAAGAUGCUCAAACUUCCACCAACCUUCCUUUCCGGACACCUCGGCGGCGGCGGCGUUAUCCACGGCAGCACGUCCGAAGCGGUGCUCUGCACCCUCGCCGCGGCUAGAGAUAACGCUUUGAGCAAGUGCGAGGGCGAAGGGAUCACAAAGCUGACGGUAUAUGUCUCUGAUCAGACACAUUUUACGGCUCAGAAGGCGGCGAAGUUGGUCGGAAUCCCGGCGCGGAACUUGCGGGUGAUAUCAACCUGCGGGGAGACAGGGUAUGCGUUGACGGCGGAGAGUGUGAGGGCGGCCAUGGAUUCUGACCUGGCGGCGGGGAUGGUGCCGUUGUAUUUGUGUGGCACGGUGGGGACGACGGCUGUGGCGGCGGUGGAUCCCAUAAGUGUGAUCGGCUUGGUUGCGAGGGAGUUCGGGGCGUGGUUUCACGUGGACGCGGCGUGUGCGGGGAGCGCUGGGAUUUGCCCUGAGUUCAGGCGGUUCUUUGAUGGUCUGGCGGCUGAUUCCUUUAGCUUCAAUACGCAUAAAUGGCUGCUCGUGAACAUGGACUGUUGUUGCCUUUGGGUAAGAUGUGCCGCGAAACUCGUAGACUCGUUAUCGAUCAAGUCGGAUAUAUUGACAAACAGUGCAAGCGAAGAUGGCGGUGUGAUCGACUACAAAGAUUGGCAGAUCGCACUGAGUCGUAGGUUUCGUGCAAUAAAGCUUUGGGUAGUCAUCAGACGAUUUGGUGUGGCUAACCUGAUGGAGCAUGUUAGGAGCGAUGUGGAGAUGGCCAAGCAUUUUGAGAGGCUUGUUGCGGAGGAUGAGAGGUUCGAGGUGGUUGUACCGAGGAGAUUCGCGCUCGUUUGUUUUAAAUUGAGGCAUGUGGGAGAAGAUAUUGAUGAGGAUGGGGGGAGGAAAUGUUGGGAGAUGAACAGGAGGUUGCUUGAUUCGGUGAACGAAAGUGGGCGGGCAUUCAUGACCCAUGCGGUUGUUGGCGGGCAAUUUGUGCUGCGUUUUGCGGUUGGCACCACGUUGACGGAGAAACGGCAUGUGGAGGAGACAUGGAGGUUCAUUCAGGAGAAGGCCAGUGAGUUGUUAAUGAUGACAAAGGACUUGGGUGGUUAUAAUCUCAAAACACUCCAAGUUUAAAGAUCAUUCUACAAAUUCAAAUCAUGUUAUGAGACAGCUCACUUAUCA